Molecule: messenger RNA, 1059 nt
Organism: Austrofundulus limnaeus
Lineage: Eukaryota; Metazoa; Chordata; Actinopteri; Cyprinodontiformes; Rivulidae
Gene: tango2
Product: transport and golgi organization 2 homolog (Drosophila)
Biological process (GO): Golgi organization; protein secretion
Cellular component (GO): Golgi apparatus
Source: RefSeq, a predicted model, not a curated record
GCCUGCAUCCAAAAAUGCCUACAGGCUAAUUUUGGCUGCUAAUAGAGAUGAGUUUUACAACAGACCGUCCAAGGCUGCAGAUUUCUGGGGGCCCAACAAUGACAUCCUCAGUGGUCUGGACCUGGAGUGUGGGAAGGAAGGUGGAUCCUGGCUGGGGAUCAGCAAGAAAGGCAAGCUGGCUGCGAUCACCAACUACUUGGAAGGACAUCCUAACUCCGAUGCACAAGGAAGAGGAUUUCUAGUGUCCAACUUCCUCAUGGAUAAGGAUGUAGACAGCUACUCCUACAUGAAGAAGGUGUCUGCAGAUGGCYACUUGUACAACGGCUUCAAUCUCAUCACUGCUGAGUUCAAAGCCAAACAAGACACCAUGUGUUACUAUGGAAACAGAGGCAGCGCUGAACCCAUCCUUCUAAAUCCAGCAGGGAUCUACGGCUUGAGUAAUUCACUGCUGGAUACUCCGUGGAGGAAGCUGCUGAUGGGCAAGGACCGCUUCACCGGGAUCGUCAGUAAACCGUCGCUGUCCUGYGAUGGUCUGGUGCAGGAGCUGCUUACUCUCCUUAAUAAUGAAGAACUGAACACACCCGAUCCACUUCAGGAGAAACAGGGAGAUGGGUGUAGCCAGGAUUACAUCCAGGCCUUGUCAGCUUUGUGUGUCCGCAUGACUAAUUAUGGCACAAGGGCCAACACUGUAAUCCUGAUAGAUGCAGAAGGGAAUGUCACAUUCACGGAGCGCACCAUGCUCGACUGUGACACAAGCAAAUGGAGCACUAGGUCCUUCCAGUUCCAGCUCCAGGCGUGACGACAUGGAGGGUCUCCCACUCUGUGCCUUUCUGCAACACCUUUCCUUCCAUCCUGCUCAGCCCCUCUGCUGCGCCGCCACUUCCCCAUAGCAGUGAAGUGACAGUGAAAACUUGUCUGCACUUUUUUCCUUCAGCUGGUCACUAGCUGCCUGAUAAACAAUAGCAAUAUGAAUUUCUUGCUCUUGGUUUAAGUUAAAAUGGAUUUUUUGAGAAACGUUUGAUCGUUAAACAAAAAAAUAAAUAAAUAAUAAAUGCCAAA